Cooperia oncophora is the source of this 909-nucleotide messenger RNA. The record is from the annotation of a GenBank genome assembly. NCBI's taxonomy places the organism in Eukaryota, Metazoa, Nematoda, Chromadorea, Rhabditida, Trichostrongylidae.
CUGCUGUCAUUUUCUCGUAGCGCAAAUACAUUUGAAUUAAUAUAUGCCUGUUCUGUAACGCUAUAUUUAGAAAGCAGGAAUUCCAAGCUUGGUGAGGAGCUAUCCACUAAGGUACAGCGAAUUUCUGAACUGGAGGAAGCUGUUCGCGACGCAGAAAAUGGUUUAAUGGAAACUCGUGCAGAGUCAGCAGAAGAAAUAGCCAAAGUCAAGGAGGAACUGGCAGAGACAAAUGCUCUUGUUGGUAAACUCACCACCCAGCUGGAGGUGAACUCUCGUGCGAUUCCCGUUGAAGAGGUUGAAAAACAGCUGUCAGCUGUCCAAAGCUCCAUUGAACAAUCUGAGGGCAAAUUGAAGUCAGUGACCGAAGAGCGAGAUCGCGUGCUUGAUGAACUGAGCAAAGCAAAAGAGCAGUUGAACGAGCUCGAACACGAUUUGUCAGACGCUCUUGAGCGCUGCGAGGCCCUGACUGAGGAGUUCGCCACGGAGAAGAAAAAGCUCAAAGGUGAACUGGAAAAUGCUAAGAAAUCUGAGGAAAGCUUGGUUAGAGAGUUGUGGAAGGCUGAGGAAGAACGCGCUGCUAGAAGUACUAUCCAAGAACAAGUACAGGAAAAGAUGACCAUGCUGUUUGAUGAGUCGCAAGCUUUAUCGUUGAAACUGGCCGAAGUGAAGGCUCAAAACGAAGAGCUGCUGAAAGGAAAGGAGUUGGCUGUCGAAGAAAAUAGAAUGUUACAAAUUGAAAUGCAGUCAGUCAGAGAUGACCUGGUAGACGCCUGCGGUCAGCGAGAUGAACUUCUCGCGAAGGUCUCAGCACUGGAUAUUGCUAACAAGGAAUUAGAACAACGACUGGAAACGCUGACGUCCAUUGAAGAACGUUGCAUCUGUGUUGAGGCUGCUUUAGAAAAAGUCUGA